AUGGCUCCCAUUAGAACUCAAUGGACUCGUCUCAUCCGUUUUGUCGCUGCUGAGACCAACCAGAUUCACCUCGGCGAGCCGGUUGACUCCGGGCUCGAUGUUGGUCUCGCAUUCUCCCAGCGUAAGCCUGUGAAGGCGUACGAAAUUCUGGGUUCCGCCAUCGACCCUGCAGCACAGGUCACCAAGAACGUCUUGACCGUCAAGGAGCUCCUCGCACCCCUUGCAAGGCAUGAGGUUGGCGGCGUCGUGCGUUGCUUGGGCUUGAAUUAUGCCGAUCAUGCGGCGGAGGCAGGCCUCAAAUUACCUGAAGUUCCAGUCAUUUUCUACAAGCCCCCCACUUCCCUUAUUGGCCCCGGUGCUCUUGUCACCAUUCCCACAGUCGCCCAGCCUCCCCACGAGCACCUUCCCGACUAUGAGGUCGAACUCGUCAUUGUGAUUGGAAAGGCUGCGAAGGACGUUUCAGAGGCCGAAGCACUCGACUAUGUCCUUGGCUAUACCGGUGCUAACGACGUAUCCUUCAGGAAACUGCAGAUGUCCGCUGGUGGUGGACAAUGGAGCUUCUCCAAGAGUUUCGAUAACACCAAUCCGCUUGGUCCAUGCAUCGUCGCUGCUAGUGCUAUCCCUGACCCACAACGCAUUCCGCUGAAGUGCAUUGUAAACGGUCAGACCUUGCAAGAUGGUUCUACAGCGAGCCAAAUCUUCAACGUCCGUCAGACAGUCGCAUACCUCUCCAAGGGCACGACGCUUCCGCCGGGCUCGCUCAUCCUGACCGGUACUCCGAAGGGUGUCGGAUUUGUGAAGAAGCCCGCGCUCUUUCUCAAGGGCGGUGACUAUAUGAGUGUCUGGUUGGGCAAUGGCAUUGGGACACUCGCAAACCUCGUUGUGGAGGAGGAGGCGCCCCUGAAGGCGAAGCUCUGA
Fibroporia radiculosa is the source of this 918-nucleotide messenger RNA. RefSeq lists its product as uncharacterized. The transcript is spliced from 8 exons. NCBI's taxonomy places the organism in Eukaryota, Fungi, Basidiomycota, Agaricomycetes, Polyporales, Fibroporiaceae. Bases 1 to 918 code for a protein of 305 amino acids. Gene Ontology annotation, molecular function: acetylpyruvate hydrolase activity. The record is from RefSeq and is a predicted model, not a curated record.